AUGGGAGAGGAAGUUCAGUCGAUAGUUAUAGACAACGGCUCUGGAUUAUGCAAAUGUGGACUGUCAGGAGAAAGUCUUCCUCGGUCUGUCUUUCCAUCGAUCGUUGGAGUUCCUCGAGAAUCAAAUGUAAUGGCAGGACUUGGGAACAAAAGCGUGUACUUGGGAAAUGAGGCAGAUUCAAAAAGAGGGGUUUUGACAUUGAAAUACCCAAUUGAACAUGGUGUAGUCACUAACUGGGAUGACAUGGAAAAGUUGUGGUACCACGCGUUCUACAACGAACUCAAAACACCACCAGAAGAUCGACCGUUGUUGCUCACUGCACCUCCAACAACAACCUCAGCUUAUAAAAAUCGGAUGAUGCAAAUCAUGUUUGAGACGUUCAACGUGCCGUCGCUAUUUAUAUGCCCACAGGCUGUGCUGUCGUUAUACACAUCGGGUAGAUUAACUGGACUUGUACUUGAUAGUGGAGAUGGCGUGACACAUGCGGUACCGGUAUAUGAAGGCUUUUCUUUGCCACAUUCAGUGUUGUCUCUUGACUUAGCUGGAAGAGACUUAACAGAAUACAUGAUGAAGAUAUUAACAGAGAGCGGCAAUUCAUUCACAACGACUGCUGAUAGAGAGAUAUGCAAAGACAUCAAAGAGAAUUUGUGUUAUGUAGCGGGUGACUAUAUGGACGAAUUACAGAAGAUGGAGAAGUCUGUUGAUCUCAAGAAGAGUUACGAACUUCCCGAUGGCCAAGAAAUUGUUAUUGGGAAUGAACGUUUCAGAUGUCCCGAAGCACUCUUUGUGCCGGGGUAUAUUGGUUUGGAGUGUGACGGUAUUCACGAGACUACAUACAACUCGAUCAUGAAGUGUGAUGUUGAUAUCAGAAAGGACUUGUACAAGAACAUUGUGUUGUCUGGAGGAAGCACGAUGUUUUCUGGCUUAAGGGAUCGUAUGGAAAAUGAGAUUAAAAAGUUGGCACCAAGAACCAUGGAAGUUAAAGUCAUAGCGCCGGAGAUGCGCAAAUACUCUGUGUGGAUUGGUGGUUCUAUUCUAGCUUCAUUAUCGACUUUCCAAUACUUGACCACUGCCAAGGAAGACUAUGAAGAGUCUGGAAGUAACUUAAAAAAGUGA
Messenger RNA from Entamoeba invadens IP1, 1116 nucleotides. RefSeq names its product actin, putative. The record is from RefSeq and is a predicted model, not a curated record. The transcript has a single exon. NCBI's taxonomy places the organism in Eukaryota, Evosea, Mastigamoebida, Endamoebidae. Bases 1 to 1116 code for a protein of 371 amino acids.